AAUUGAGUCACGCAAUGCGUCGGUGGUCCGCGCUUCGCGCUCCUCUCGUUCGGUGCUUCUCCAGCCAUCCCGCCGGACACGUGGACUACAUUGAGGGCGUAAAGCUCUUGCAGUUGCAGGAUGUGGACAAUGCGAUUGAACGAUGGACGGUGGCGGCCGACGCUGGCCACGCCAAAGCGUCCAGCGCGCUCGGCCACUUGUUUCUGCUCGGGAAAGGUGGAAUCGUCGAACAGAAUUUGCCGCGCGCCGCACAAUACCUCGAAAAAGCAGCAGUCCAAGGUCAUGCCAACGCAUGUCACCAAUUGGGUCGCAUGCACCUCCAAGGAUUGCACUUUGCCGUCAAUGGCGCCGAAGCUCUCAAAUGGUGGGAACGUGCAGCGGACCAAGGCCACACCGCAGCCAAGUACGACCUCGGGUACCUGUAUGACAAGGGCGUAUACGUUUCGGAGGACAAGGCGAAGGCGUUUGAGCUCUUCAGCCACGCGGCCAAGCAAGGUAUGCCUGAAGCGUUGCGAGCCGUCGGGAACGCGUACCUACAUGGGAAUGGCGUGGACGCAGAUCCGAAGAAGGCCUUCAAGGCAUUCCUGAAGGCAGCCGACACUGGCAACAUUCAAGCUCGCUUUGAUGUAGGUGCCUGCUACGCACUUGGCCGGGGUACGGAAGUGGAUUUAGCCAAAGCUGCGGCGGCUUUCUUUCUGGCUGCAGAAGGUGGCGUGCCAGAAGCUCAGCUGUGUCUAGCUCAACAGUACGAGUUUGGUCGAGGAGUCGAGAACGACAUGUCGAAGGCCAAGGAGUACUACACGAUGGCAGCUAAGCAAAAUGUUCCUGAAGCCGUUGCCCGGCUUAAGGACUGGACCGAAUAAUGCUAUGAUGGAGUUGCGCAAUGCAGUUGAAUCAAGUGGUGCUGCGAUGAUGGCUGCGAUGCCUCCAUCG
Molecule: messenger RNA, 933 nt
Organism: Aphanomyces invadans
Lineage: Eukaryota; Oomycota; Saprolegniomycetes; Saprolegniales; Verrucalvaceae
Exons: 2
Coding region: 15-863 (282 amino acids)
Molecular function (GO): protein binding
Source: RefSeq, a predicted model, not a curated record